AUGAUUGAAGACAAGGAGAACAAAGAGCAUUCUUCAGAAAGGGGGAGAGUGACCCUCAUUUUUUCCUUAAAGAAUGAAGUUGGAGGACUCAUAAAAGCACUGAAAAUCUUCCAGGAGAACCACGUGAACCUGUUACAUAUCGAGUCCCGGAAAUCAAAUCGAAGAAAUUCAGAGUUCGAGAUUUUUGUUGACUGCGACAUCAACCGAGAACAGCUGAAUGACAUCUUUCCCCUGCUGAAGUCCCACACCACUAUCCUCUCUGUGGACUCGCCCGAUCAGCUCACUGUGAAGGAAGACGUUAUGGAGACUGUUCCUUGGUUUCCAAAGAAGAUUUCUGACCUGGACUUCUGUGCCAACAGAGUGCUGAUGUACGGAUCUGAACUCGAUGCGGACCAUCCUGGCUUCAAAGACAAUGUCUACCGUAGAAGACGGAAGUAUUUUGCAGAGUUGGCUAUGAACUACAAACAUGGGGACCCCAUUCCCAAGAUUGAAUUCACAGAAGAAGAGAUUAAGACCUGGGGAACCAUCUUCCGAGAGCUGAACAAACUCUACCCAACCCAUGCCUGCAGGGAGUACCUCAGAAACCUUCCUCUGCUCUCGAAACACUGUGGCUAUCGGGAAGACAACAUCCCGCAACUGGAGGAUGUCUCCAACUUUUUAAAAGCAUGUACAGGGUUUUCCAUCCGUCCUGUGGCUGGUUACCUUUCACCAAGAGAUUUCCUGUCAGGGUUAGCCUUCCGAGUCUUUCACUGCACUCAGUACGUGAGACACAGUUCAGAUCCCCUCUAUACUCCAGAGCCAGAUACCUGCCAUGAACUCUUAGGUCAUGUUCCUCUCUUGGCUGAACCCAGUUUUGCUCAAUUCUCCCAAGAAAUUGGCCUGGCUUCCCUUGGAGCUUCAGAGGAGACUGUCCAAAAACUGGCAACGUGCUACUUUUUCACUGUGGAGUUUGGUCUGUGCAAACAAGAUGGACAGCUGAGAGUCUUCGGUGCCGGCUUGCUUUCUUCCAUCAGUGAGCUCAAACAUGCGCUUUCUGGACAUGCCAAAGUUAAGCCCUUUGAUCCCAAGGUUGCCUGCAAGCAGGAAUGUCUCAUCACAACCUUCCAGGAUGUUUACUUUGUAUCCGAGAGCUUUGAAGAUGCAAAGGAGAAGAUGAGAGAAUUUACCAAAACUGUAAAGCGCCCGUUUGGAGUGAAGUACAAUCCGUACACUCAGAGUGUUCAGGUUCUGAGAGACGCCAAGAGCAUAACCAGCGCUGUGAAUGAGUUGCGGUAUGACCUCGAUGUCAUCAGUGAUGCCCUUACUAAGGUCAGCAGGCAGCCCAGUGUGUGAUCGUCUCCAGUCUGAAUCCAGAACGCCAACGAGCAUCAGUUCAGAGCCAGGGCCGCCUCUUGCUUCUCCCAAGGCCUGCUUGAGGAAGGACAGCAGCUCCCGGGUUAACAAAGUCUCCCAUCUCUUUCUGUCUCUGAAAAUGCACACCUGGAUGCUUCAGCCACAGCUAACUUCUACUUUUGUUUUGUGUUUUGGCACCUGCUUAGGGAAAUAUAAUUCGCAUGCCAUGUGAUUCACCAAAUUCCCAUUUAAAAUAUUUAUUUCAUUAAAAUAUAAUUAAAUCAUUCUCCCCCUUCCCUUUCUUUCCUCCAACCCCAUCCCCCGCUAUCAUGGCCUUUGUCCCGAAUGCCCAUUUUUUGAUGGGCAAGUUGUUUGACACUGGUCAGAGCUGGUCUCAUCCCAGUCUGUUGUUAGCAAAUGGUCACUUUGGACGCCUUGACGAGCGUGUCUGUAUCAGUGACCUGUCACCACCUUUGUAACAGCUCAGGCGUGUUCUCACACUAGAUGUACAGGAGACUAGCUGUCCCCGUUGCUAGCAUGGACAGAAGUGCAGACGGCUUGGUCCUGGAGCAUGACUGGUAAGAGCAAGCUGUCUCCAAGUGCAAUGUCCGACGGGGACACAGAAGUCACCAAGACUCCACCAGGCAUGGCAGCGCCUGCAAUCCCAGCUCUCCCUGGCACUUUAUCUCAAGGUGUCACACUAGGACAUAAGUGAGAAGACAGUGAGGGAAGAAGGUAGGACAUGGGGAAGGAAAAGGAGAGGGGCCAAGGAGAGCAGUCUGGGCCUGAGAGUGUAACUGUGUGAGGACUGUGAGGACAGGACGGCAGCACAUGUGGUCUCAGCUAUGCAGCAUUAGCGUAAGCAGUUGUGGAAACUUUUCAUUACUGUGACAAAGUGCCAGAGGCAAUCAGCUUGUAAAGAAGAAAAGUUUAUUUUGGCUCAUGUUUGGAUGCUUUGGUCCAUUAGAAGCUGUUCCUGUGUUUUAAGUCUGUGGUGAAGCAAGGCAUGGUGGGAGAAUGUGGCGGAGCGAAGCUAUAAACUUCAUAAAGGAUGUAAAGAGAAAGAGGGAAGGACUGAGAGAAGGAAGA
Peromyscus eremicus (cactus mouse) is the source of this 2421-nucleotide messenger RNA. It is a transcript of the gene Tph1, whose product is annotated as tryptophan hydroxylase 1. The coding region runs from base 1 to 1332 and encodes 443 amino acids. Gene Ontology annotation, cellular component: neuron projection. Lineage: Eukaryota; Metazoa; Chordata; Mammalia; Rodentia; Cricetidae. Gene Ontology annotation, biological process: serotonin biosynthetic process; aromatic amino acid metabolic process. The record is from RefSeq and is a predicted model, not a curated record. The transcript has 10 exons. Gene Ontology annotation, molecular function: iron ion binding; tryptophan 5-monooxygenase activity.